CGACGAACUCUUUCAUCGUAGAACCCAAAAAGAUCGCCGACCGGAUCGGGCGGCGGGCGCCGACGAGGAAUGGCCGGAGAUGGCGAGAAGCCGCUCAGGAGGAUCGCAGAGGCCUUCGAGGGCUUGGCUGAGAUCGCGAGCUCCAAGUUAACGCCCAUGGAGCUCGCCCCAUUAUCUCAAGCUAGCUCCCUUGUUUCCGUCCUCUUUGGUUGCCUAGGGUUUGCCUUCAAGUUCGCUGAGAUGGAUUAUGUCGCCAAGGUCGAUGAUCUAUUAGAGGCUUCAAAAUCUAUAUCUACAGUGCAAUCAAUGAUUGAUCUAGACAUACAGCAGAAUCGUGUAAGACAAGCUGGCAGUCAUACACGAAAUCUUCUGAGAGUGAAGCGUGGACUUGACAUGGUUAAAGUGCUAUUUGAGCAGAUCCUUGCAACAGAUGGAAAUUCCCUCAAGAACCCAGCAUCGGUUGCUUAUGCAAGGGUUUUUGCACCUCACCAUGGUUGGGCCAUCAGAAAAGCCGUUGCUGCAGGAAUGUACGCCCUUCCUACAAAAUCACAGCUCUUGAAGAAGCUAAAUGAAGAUGAAGCCUCUGCCAAGGUCCAGAUGCAGAAAUACAUAACAGCAUCCACACUAGUCAUUCCUUAUCUCGAAGAAGAGUUUCAGACAAGGGAAUUGGGUCUUGAUUGGUGAACGGCAAGCGGGACAACAUUGUCAUCGUCUUUCCCUAACCUGGUACUCACAAUUCAAUUCUUUCAGAGACACUACUGCACAUAGUCUUGUUCUAUAACAUGGUGCUAUAGAUUCCUGCGAGACAUUGUAUCCCUGAAUUUAAUUUAUUUGCAUCUGAGAAUGUUUUACUGUUUUGGUCACAAACUAUUCAUUAGACUCUAAAAAUGAAUGUUUUAUAAUUGUUGCUUAUGUGAUGCAAGAAACACUAUGCCACUCAUAUCAAUUUUGAUUUUA
Molecule: messenger RNA, 957 nt
Organism: Dioscorea cayenensis subsp. rotundata (Guinea yam)
Lineage: Eukaryota; Viridiplantae; Streptophyta; Magnoliopsida; Dioscoreales; Dioscoreaceae
Product: accelerated cell death 11
Exons: 4
Coding region: 70-684 (204 amino acids)
Biological process (GO): ceramide transport; intermembrane lipid transfer
Cellular component (GO): membrane; cytoplasm; cytosol
Molecular function (GO): ceramide 1-phosphate transfer activity; ceramide 1-phosphate binding
Source: RefSeq, a predicted model, not a curated record